Molecule: messenger RNA, 3954 nt
Organism: Xenopus laevis (African clawed frog)
Lineage: Eukaryota; Metazoa; Chordata; Amphibia; Anura; Pipidae
Gene: otulin.S
Product: OTU deubiquitinase with linear linkage specificity S homeolog
Exons: 11
Coding region: 195-1955 (586 amino acids)
Biological process (GO): innate immune response; negative regulation of inflammatory response; protein linear deubiquitination
Cellular component (GO): cytoplasm
Molecular function (GO): cysteine-type deubiquitinase activity
Source: RefSeq, a predicted model, not a curated record
AUCUCCUAAACCACGCUGAUGGCUGAGAAGGGAGGGUUCACAGCACUGCCUCUUGCCUGGCGCCCAUCCCUCUCAUGUAGGCAGAAUAGGAUGCUAUCAUAACUUUAUCCUCCCUGUUGGUCUGGGAAUCAAAGAACACACCAGAGUAGCUAAAAUGAAAAUCAACACUGCUGGAAAUAGGUGGUUUUAACAUCAUGGGCUGUCUGUGGUCACUGUGCUGCUCUAAAACAUGUCACUGUUGGCACAGGCAUAUUGGGAAACAAUCAAGAUCUGGAAAAAGUAUUUUUUGCUGUGCAAAAAAAAAGAAAAAGAGAUCAGAAAAAUGGACUGUGAAUGAUUCAUUUUUGAUGAGGCAGAGUGUGGAAGAUGCUGAUUUCCAAAGCAUCAUCUGUACACCAGAAAAAAAUGAUUCUUUAAAAGUGGAAGUGUCCAGUUCCAUAGAGUGCUCUCAGCAGCUGGAGCCUGAGAUUCUGAAUUGUGCUGCAGAGCUGUCACUUUAUCAGAGGCCUGGCUGCAGCAGAGUUAUUCAUGAAGAGCUACCAGGUCUACCUGAAAAGAAUAUUGGAAUACAGAAUUUGUUUGCUAGUGAUGACAGAACUUCCUCAGCUGAGAUGGAACCACUUCCAAAAAGGACACCGCAUGACUGCUCAUCAGCAGGUGAUAAAGAAAGAAACAUGAGUCACCUGUCUGAACAUAAGAGGUCCAAGCUGCUUUAUGAUCCCCAAGAACGAUCUAGUGGAAAUCAAGUUUUAAUUGCACAUACACGAUCCACAAGCCUGGAGCUGAUACCCUCGGAAAAGUUACAGAGUGACCCAAUUCAACCCCCCUGUGAGGUUGAUGAAUCUACAGGAGCUAAUGGUGGAAAAAAGGAUUUCACGGAUCUAUCUAGUCAAAUAGACACAGAUAAUAGUACCAGUACUGAGAAUUCUAUUCUAGAUGCCAGCCAAGACUUGAACAUUUUGAGGAAGAUUCACAAGACAAAGAAUGUAAAAGAGCAGUUGAUUACUUCACAAUUAGAAAAGGAAACUCCUUUAUCUUUGGACAACGAAGAAGAUCUUUAUCGAGAUGAAGAGGACAUUGAGAAAGAUAAGAGUAAGAUAGUGCCUGCUGCUACUGAAGGGAUUGUUGCAGGUGAUCAUAAACUUGGAGUGGGACCAGAGAUGGACAUUGUGGAGUACUGUAAAAAGGAAUGGCGUGGCAAGACAGCAGUUGCACAGAUAAUGAAAAAGGGCUAUGAACAAGUGUCUCGUUCAUUUGUUUCCAUAAGGAGGGUGAGAGGAGACAACUACUGUGCUUUGAGGGCUACAUUGUUUCAGGCUCUUAGUCAAACUGCUAAGCUCCCAGAGUGGCUUGAUGAUGCAAAACUUUAUCAAUUGCCUGAAAAGUUUUCUACGAAAUAUGAAUGGAUUAAGUUGUGGAGGUUCUGGAAUGUCCAUGGAGACAAAAAUGUAGGGAUCCGUCUCAAGGAAUAUGUUGAACUGCUCAAGGAGAAGUGGGCAGCUUUAAGCAGCAUGAAGACACCAGAAGAGAGGCAGGCGGCUUGCAAUGAGAUCUUUACAACUGAGGGAGAAGAGUACUGCCUCUAUGAAGGGGUAAAAUUUUUGAUGUUGAAAACAGCCGUUGAUUUAUACAAAGCAAAUGAAGAGCGCAUGGAAGUGCCUGUGUUCUCAUGGUUGCUUUUUGCUCGGAACACGUCCAGUAAUCCUUGUGAGUUUAUGAAGAAUCACUUGAAUCAAGUGGGGCACUCUGCAGGUCUUGAGCAGGUGGAAAUGUUUCUUCUUGGAUAUGCUCUGCAGCACACUAUCAAGGUGUACCGGCUGUACAAAUGUGGAACAGAUGAGUUUAUUACAUACUAUCCCAAUGACCAGACAAACUGGCCUAUAGUGACUCUGAUAACUGAAGAUGAUCGACACUAUAAUGUGCCUGUCCGAGUGUGUGAAGAAACAAGUGUAUAAAUAAAUACAAGUAGAGUUUUUUUCUAUAAUGCAAAUAUUUCUUGCUCUGGAUACAACCUUACAAAGCAACUGGGGUUUGCUUUGUUUUGGACAGUCACAGCAAAUAUUGUUUUUGUUUACUAUGAAACCUGCUGUCUUUCUAGAAAGUGCCUCACAUCCAUGGAGCAUGUACAUGAGACUAAACUCUUUUUAGCCUACACAUGAAGCAGGUUUUAUUGAAGUAUUUGGCACACACAGCCACACUCUUUUUUUUCCUAUUUAAUAGAUCAAUGUGCCAUGUGCACUGUGUGCACUAUUUCCCAAUAAAGUUUGCUCCAUCUGUAUGUUCUGCUUUUUAACAUAAAUGACUGAUAUUUCGCUGAAAAAUAACCUUAGAUACUGUUUGUGGAGCAAUGCUUAGAAUGAAGUUUAUUAAGAAAUAAUGCCUUAUUAUAGGACUAAUGUGAAAAUGAACAUUGGGUAAUGCCUUCAUGAUAAAACAUAAUUAUAGUGAAGAUAUGAUGUGUGCCUGCUGUGUGUAUGUAGAAUGUUUGCUGGAAAGCAAGAAAUGAGGGAUUUUUUUUGGAUGGAGGGGUUUACAUCCUUGACUAGUAAAUUAGUGACCCAGUUGUGUUUUGAACAUAACUUCAUUAAGGGGUACUUCCCUGCCACAAAACUUGUAUAGUUCAGUGGAAUAAAUAACUUUAUCUAGUUCAUUUUCUUUUUCACCGUUUCUGCAAAAUGUAAAAAUUAAGGUUUACUUUUGGCUGUGGCUUGUUUUCUAGUAGCAAGCUCAAGUUAGUCUGGUCACAGACUAUCAAAUCUGUUACAAAUUUAUACAUUAGUAGCUGUAAUUUCUCUUAGGUCUGUUCUUUUUAACCUAUGAAUUGGGACCCAAAACUGGCUUCUCCUGCUGAUACAAAGCAACUGUUACAUAUUCAUAUAAUAAUAAUAAAAAGAUUUUAGUCUGGGUAAGUUCAAUGGAGUCUAAGAGUAAUGCAUUUCUGUUGCCUCUGUGAAAUCGCAUUACAGUUCAAAAAUUCCAAAGUGAGCAAUAAAAAGUAAUACAAGUUUUUUUCACAUGGGGGAGUAGUACACGGGUAGACAAGGCAUUUUAUCAGCCAGUGGAGAAGCAUCCAAAACUGUGACUUCUGUUUCAAGAGGUUUCCAUUAUACACUGUGAAGUGUGGUAGAAAUGAUACAUUACAUGUUUCUUUGCUGCGGUUGAAAACCUUUAUCUGCCAUUAGCCUUAACUCUGGAAGAAGGAGCUGUUUGAUCAGUGCUUUUCCGACAGCUGUUUACAGUUCACCAGAGAAAGCAUACAAAACAGGUACUACUACCAUGAGGUGAGUUGACAAAUUCACCUCAGGCAGCACCCAUCUGCAGUAACUUUAAGAGUCAAGUUUCCACUUAUUAAACCGGACAUUUCAGUUCUUCUAGUGCAGAGAGCACAAUUGCUCUCUCUGCACUAGUGAUACGACCCCCCCCCCCUUUAGACUAGCUCCUGCUUAAAAAAGGGUAAGCAGUGGGACGGGCUUCUUAGUCAGCUCAGGCAGCAAAUUGGACAGAAACACCCUGCAUACAAAUGAACCCUCAUUGUGAUUAGCUUAAAACAUGAAAUCACCAACCCCUUACCAGGUAACAAUAUUUAAUAUAUAUGAAUAAAAUUGUGGAUGAUGAAUACUGAUGUUGAGCAAAAGGGAACACUGCCUUUAAUAAUUCCUGCUGUUAUUUUUCUAUAUAUAUGUGCAGCAAGGCAAUUUGUGGUCUCUAGUGCUUGAGCUUUGUUACUAGAAGAAAUCUUCUUUUCAUUGCCUUUGAAUGCCCAGAGGUAUAGGAUGGAUGUGUAAUGUUAUUAAUAUAAAGUGACAAAAUAAUUUUGACUACUGCUAAACAAAUGGGAGAGUUACUCUGUUUGGGUCUUUAGGUUUUACAGUUGUAUAAGUCUGUUUUAUGAUGGCAUAGUCUGUUACCUGUUAGCAUGGUACUAAUUGGAAAAUAAAGACCUGGAGUGUUUUA